This is a messenger RNA of Homarus americanus (American lobster), 1566 nucleotides long. RefSeq lists its product as uncharacterized. The record is from RefSeq and is a predicted model, not a curated record. The coding region runs from base 30 to 773 and encodes 247 amino acids. NCBI's taxonomy places the organism in Eukaryota, Metazoa, Arthropoda, Malacostraca, Decapoda, Nephropidae. The transcript is spliced from 2 exons.
AAAACUAAUUAAUUACAGACUAACUGGAGAUGAGUCAGCGAGGAGUGGUAAUAGUGGCCGUGGUGGCGCUGGUGGCGGUCUUGGGCGUGACUGAGGCCUUCAUCAAGAACAAGAAGAAGGGACCACCCCCGCCCCCUUACAUCCCCAUCCCCUGCUACGUCGAGACGGAGUACAUCACCUCCUACGUCAAGGAAUACAGACCAGUACCGGUGUAUAUCACUAAGGUGAUACCAGAGGUGAAUGCCGAGGUGGUGCUCAAGACGGCGUACACCACACGUGCCUUCCCCAUCGUGGUGACUCAGCCGAGGGAUAUGUACGUCACCAGGACCUCCCAUCUCGACCUCAUCACCACGCAGAUCAAGCAAGUGCCUCAAGCCUCCGUCGACUACGAGCCCAUUGCCGUCUCCCACACUGCCCACAUCCCUGUUACCAUCACCGACACCAAGAUCCUGACCAAGACCGUCAGGAGUACCUCUUACGUGACGCGGCACACCACGUCCUACACCACGAACGUCGUGACCACCACGCGGGUUAAGAAGGAGUUAUCCAUCUUCACCAAGGUAAUCACUACUACCAGUCUUCUCACCAACACCGUCCUCGCCACCAAAAGUCUGUGUGUGGAUCAUUACUUCAAACAAAACCUUAAUGAUUUGCUAGUUGCUGGUGUUGGUGGACUAAUUGGUAGUUAUGAAAGUACAAGUCAUGGCUCGAGGGGCAUAUACACGAAAAUAAAUAAACAGCUCCAUGGCAGUUACGGCAACAAACACUACUAGAUCUAGUAAGUUCCUGUACAGCCACAGUCUAUAUCCACAAUAAAUGGUGAAAUACUGUACCUUGGUUUCGCCCUGCCGGGCAUGAGAACAUAUUGAAUCAUUUGAGGCACAGCGUUGGAGUUAAAUGCCGCGGUAGCAGUUAAAAGUGAUAUCUAGGUAAAAAUGAAGUGUUUGCCCAACAUAUCGUACUGCACUCCCGGCAGAACGCUCUGAGAUUCCGUGGUGAGCAGAGCUGGUGAGUGACGACUGAUAGUAGCAUUAUACUGUACAGUAUUCGACUUCCACGCGUUUCGAUGUAUAAUAAUUCAAUUAAUUAAUUGAGUUGUUGGAAAUGAAAAUGCAGUGAAGCCAGAAAUAUUAUAAAAUAUAGAUAAUAAAGGGAAAUAAAUAAAUACCAGUCCAGUGCUUAAGUGGUAUAAUAGACUAGUAAACUCUGAUAAUACAAUAAAUUAUUAUUUUUUUUUAAUUUAAUUUACUGGUAAACAUAAAAGUCCGUCAUUUUUUUUAGUGAAAGUUAAAUAGUAAAUUCGAUGGUGUGCAGAAUGAACCUGAUAGAGGUGUGGUUAUAUGAGUGAGGAAUUCUCUUAUUUCUCUUGUGGACAAUGUAAAUUUCUUGAAUGGUCAUUUGUAUGAUAAAGCGGUAUGGUGAGAGAUCAUUAUAAAAAUGAAAAGUAUACUAAUUGGUGCUGUGUAUAGGGCUCCUAUUACAAGUCGUGAGAAUUUUUUUUAUUGAAUUACCUAACCAGGUUGUUUCCUUUCCUCGUGGAUGUAAUAAUAAAUCUCCUUGUUUUGC